Brenthis ino (lesser marbled fritillary) is the source of this 1716-nucleotide messenger RNA. The record is from the annotation of a GenBank genome assembly. NCBI's taxonomy places the organism in Eukaryota, Metazoa, Arthropoda, Insecta, Lepidoptera, Nymphalidae.
AUGAAAAGCGACAGGAAAUGUGACAAAACUCUGAGCACAACGAAAUUGUUAAUAUUAGUUACAUUGGGCUUUAUUUUGCUCGCCAUCCCUCUGGUCUUGUUGGCUAUAGAUCCUGUAUUUCUCAUAUACAAAUAUGUGGCAAGGAUAUCGAAUGGGACUGAAUUCUACAAUGUCAUGAAACAAGAGAACCCUGGAGCUCGUAUAGAACUCUACAUUUUCAAUGUAACCAACACGGAAUCUUUCCUGUCUGGUAAAGAUUACAAGAUGAAAGUGGAAGAAGUUGGUCCAUUUAACUAUCAGGAAUAUCGAACAAAUAAGCAGUUCAAAUUUGAUGAAAAGACGGGGCUGAUGAGCUACAUCCCAUUCACCAGGACCGAGUUUCUACCGCAUCUGUCUGUGGGGGACCCUAAGCUAAUCAAUGUCACUGUGCCCAAUGCGGCGAUCUUGGCCAUGUCAUCUAUGGUAUCUACCUUUCCAUUUUGGACCAAAGCUGCAUUCAACAUGCUUGCCACCAGGUUACAGUCUAAGCCCAUCGUUAAGCUGAACGCAGAGAGCCUUCUCUGGGGCUAUGAGGACCCAUUGAUCACGUUGGGCAAUACCAUACUGCCAGGAUGGAUCCACUUUAAAAGUAUUGGAAUUUUAGAUCGGCUCUACGACCAAACUCAAAUACCAGUUCUGGAAGUCAGCGCCAGAAAUGAAGAAAAAUUUAAAGUGAAAAGUGUUGACGGGUGCCAAGGAUUGAAAGUAUUGGGCUUCGAUAAUCCGAGCAUGCGAAGCCGCUGCAAUACUUUUGAAGACACAUAUGAAGGAUUUGCCUACCCUCCCGGCUUGACUAAGGAUGAUCGGCUCAGGCUUUAUCGAAGCAUUUUCUGUCGAAUGCUAGACUUCGAUUUAGUAAGAACCGACUCCACAGAUGUCAGCCCCUACGUUUUCGUAUAUGAAAUUAGUAACACCACUUAUUCUAUCAAUCAGAAUAACGAAUGUCUUUGUGCCAACAAAGACCAAUGUAUCGAUGGAGUUUCAAGUAUUUCACCAUGCUUACAGGGUCUAGGAAUAGGUCUAUCAAAUGCACAUUUUUUACAUGCUGAUCCGAAAAUAUACGAACGCAUCGACGGCAUGAACCCCAACGUAGAGAAGCAUGGUAGCAAAAUAGUCAUCGAUCCUAAAGUCGGGCUAGUCCUGAGUACGUCAUUUACCAUACAAGUUAAUGUAAUAGUACAAAAUGUUAACUUUAAUUCGCAAGUGAAGCCGUUUUCAAACAUGGUGGUGCCUUUAGCUUAUUUUAAAAUUAUUUCAAGCUUAACAGACGAAAAUAAAAACAACGUUAAAGCUAUCUAUUACUUAUAUCCAUACAUUUUCCACGCGAUAGAAACUAUAGCGUUGUUAUUGGGAGUGGUUACUAUAGCGUACGCAGUGUGUCGAACAGAUUGGAGCUGGUAUAAAAAAAGUAAAUUUCAGGAAAAACAUAAAAAUGUAGCUCCAAUUUCAUCAGAAACACCUUUAAUUAACGAAAACAAUAAGGAUUGUAUGGAAUCUGAAUCCGAGGUUUCUGUAUCACUUGAUGAAUAUUCUACGCUAGACUUCUUCCAUCUUCUUUUGUCAGCUUCAAUUAUCUUUUUAAUCACAUGUAGUGGUGGAUGGCGAUGGAUUACUGGUUCAAAGACAGUUCGAGCUGGUAUUAUGACGGGUGGAGGAGGUAUAGGAUACAACAAUGGA